CCGGAACCGGAAGCGCGAGAUGAUGGAGCAGUUCGUCACGGAGAACUCCGUGGGGCCCGCGGAGGUGCUCCACACGUACCAGAAGUACCGCCAGCUCCCCACGGAGCGCAAGGUCAACGCGCUCGUCGACUUCGAGACCUACUGCGAGAUCCUGUCCAUCGAGCCGACGGGCGAGACGCACAUGCUCUUCUCGCUCUUCGACGUCGAGGCCGACGGCGUCCUCGACAUCAAGGAGUUCAUCCUCGGCAUGUGCAACUACGUGCCCAUGGACCAGGACCAGCGCAUCGAGCUCGUCUUCGACCUCUACGACGAGGACAAGUCGGGCUUCCUCUCGCUCUCGGAGCUCACGGGCAUCCUCCAGGCGAACCACAUGCAGUCCAAGCAGGCCGUGCGCAAGAAGGCCGACACGAUCAUCAAGCAGGCGGACAAGGACGGCUCCGGCACGCUGAGCCGCCAGGAGUUCGAGGUCGUCUCCCUCAAGUUCCCCUCCGUGCUCUUCCCCAAGCUCGCGAAGAAGGGCGACGAGGAGACGAAGACGCUCGACUCGGGGUCCCAGCUCAUGCUCGAGUAGUAAGCGUCCUACGUGUUU
Messenger RNA from Aureococcus anophagefferens, 589 nucleotides. Its product is annotated as expressed protein. The transcript has a single exon. The annotation marks the transcript as partial. Lineage: Eukaryota; Pelagophyceae; Pelagomonadales; Pelagomonadaceae. The record is from RefSeq and is a predicted model, not a curated record.